This is a messenger RNA of Hyaloscypha bicolor E, 1656 nucleotides long. Its product is annotated as putative vitamin H transporter. Gene Ontology annotation, biological process: tripeptide transport; dipeptide transport; allantoate transport. The record is from RefSeq and is a predicted model, not a curated record. NCBI's taxonomy places the organism in Eukaryota, Fungi, Ascomycota, Leotiomycetes, Helotiales, Hyaloscyphaceae. Bases 147 to 1526 code for a protein of 459 amino acids. Gene Ontology annotation, molecular function: dipeptide transmembrane transporter activity; allantoate transmembrane transporter activity. The transcript is spliced from 2 exons. Gene Ontology annotation, cellular component: plasma membrane.
GAUUAACUUCCAAAAUGACGAGAAAGCUCGCCUACCCAUCGUCAUUGUGGACGACGAGGAGAAACGUAUACUUCGAAAGAUUGAUGCACAGUAAGUGGCUCCCCGCCUCUCCUAUUAUUUCAUCCACCAACUAAUUCCUUAGCUUGAUGCCGCUGAUGUUCAUGACCUACAUGCUCCAAUACCUCGAUAAGGUCACUUUGGGCUACACGGCUGUCAUGGGAAUCCAAACAGACACGCAUCUGUACGGGCAGCAAUACUCCUGGUGCAGCAGCGCCUUCUACUUCGGCUAUCUCGUAGCCAGCUUUCCCGGCUCUAUCGGCUUUGUCAAGUUCCCAAUCGGGAAAUACCUCUCCACCGCCGUCCUCUGCUGGUCCAUAGUGCUAAUGUGCCACGGUGCAGCUUCGAGCUUCACCUCGCUUUUUAUCCUUAGGACUCUGCUGGGCGUUUUCGAAAGCAUCAUCAGUCCUGGCUUUAGUUUGAUCACCGGCAUCUGGUACAAGCCGCCAGAACAUUCGUUGCGGCAUGGCAUCUGGUUCGCUGGCAAUGGACUGGCGAGCAUCUUUGGCGGGCUGCUGGCGUAUGCAGUUGGCAAGAUUGAUGAUAAGAUUGCUGCGUGGAGGUGGCUGUUCAUCAUAUUUGGUCUCAUUACCUUUGCCUGGUCGAUCACAUUGAUCCUCUUCCUGCCAGACAGCCCGACGACAGCGAGGUGGCUGACUCCCCAUGAACGGGAGAUUGCUCACAGCAGGCCUCAGAAGAAUAUUAAUAGCUUCAAGAGCACGCAUUGGAAGAGACACCAAGCCAUUGAAGCAUUGACAGAUCCUAAGACUUGGCUCCUGUUCUUCUACACAGCCUUCACGAGCUUGCCGAAUGGCGGUGUCACAAAUUUCACAUCAGUGAUUAUCAAAGGUCUUGGCCACGACCAAUUUCGCACCCUCCUCCUCGGCAUGCCUCAAGGCGGCUGCCAAGUUAUCUUCACUCUCACCGCCGCCUUGCUAGCAACGAAACUUAGAAAGUCCCGCUGCAUCAUCAUUGCCUGCCUCCUCUGUAUCGCCAUGCUUGGGUGGUGUCUCGUUGGCUACCUACCAGAAUCUCAAACCAGUGGUCGGCUUGGUGGCGUGUUUAUCUUCGCUGCUUAUGCUUCAGGCUUUCCUCUUAGUUUGAGCAUCAUUGCCAGUGAUGUCGCUGGGUAUACCAAGAAGACAGCUGUGAGUGCCGUUGUGUUUCUUGCGUACUGCGCUGGCAAUAUUUCAGGGCCGCAGGUCUUCUUUGCAAGAGAGGCACCGCACUAUCGCACUGGUUGUAGGGUGUGUAUCAUUUGUUUGUGUCUCGGGAUCUUGGAUAUCUUACUAUUAAGACAGUAUAUGGACUGGGAGAACAAGAGAAGAGAUCGAGUUCAAGGCGUAGUUAUCGAGGCCGAGCCGGGAAAGCUGGUUGAGAUUGAUGGUGGAAACGGCGUGGUUGAACUGCCCUCUGCAGGCGUGGAUGAGACGGACUUGGAGCAGGAGAACUUCCGCUAUAUCUUGUGAAUAGUCGCGCAUGGAGGCUUCUUUCUCUGUCUUCCUUCAAUUGCCUUGGGCUAUUGGUUGAGCAGCUGUAUUUUGGAGGUUCCUGUUCGCUUCGAAACGCGUACGACUUUCCAUGUAUCUGCGAUGGGGA